AUGCGCUGGAUCACCUCAUUCCUAUCACUGCUGGCGGGCACCUCUCUGGCACAAACCUUCAUCCCAGCCCCCCAGCAUACAACAGUCAUCACAUCAACACUCUUCGAAGGGGCAGAAAUCUCCUUUAAAAAGGUUCGGGAUUAUCAUUCCCGCAUAUGUGAGACCACGGAAGGUGUAAACUCAUACACAGGAUACGUCAAGAUUCCAAAACAUCUCCUUCCAGAUGCAAGUGGGUGGCCAGAAGGCCUGUCGGCCAAAUUGUUCUUUUGGUACUUCGAGGCUAGGAACAACCCAACCACUGCACCAACGUCACUGUAUAUGGGCGGUGGCCCUGGAACAACUUCCUUUGAUGGGAUGUCGGAUUUUCCAUGCUUCUUCAACCAUGACUCAAACUCGACGACUCUAAACAAGUUUUCCUGGAAUAACAAUGUCAAUAUGCUCUAUGUUGACCAGCCGGUAGGUACAGGCUUCUCAUAUGUGACUCUUGCGAAUGGGUUCAAAGACCUUCUCACCCGCGAAUUCACUCCUGUCGAAAACGAAGCCGAGUUACCUCCACUCAAUGCCACGGUUCGUCAAGCCACGUUCGACCCAAGUGACCCGAUCACUACCACAAAUAACACAAUGAGUGUGGCGCGGACGAUGUGGGUAUUUACACAGGUCUGGAUACAAGACUUUCCAAAGCGGCAAAGUGACAACGACCAGUUGUCCCUCUGGGCAGCCUCGUAUGGGGGAUUCUACGGGCCUACUGUCUUCCACUAUUUUCAAGAGCAAAAUAAACUCAUCCAAAAUUACCAGGCGGCCGCUCUCCCGAAUGCCACAGUUUUGAAUUUAGCGACUCUUGGUUUAACUGAUGCAUGCGUCGAUGCUCGAGCCAUGGCCCAGGGCUAUUCAACGUUUGCCUACAACAAUACCUUUGGCCUCGAAGUCUACUCAGAGGAGGUGUAUGAAGUCAUUAUGUCUAACAUCACAGACUCGGAUGAGGGCUGCUAUGGAUUGAUUGAUAGAUGUCGAGCUCUUGCUGAGGAAGGCGACCCUCAAAGCUUUGGGGCGAAUGAAACGGUCAACGAGGCUUGCAUGGCGGCAACGGAUCUCUGUUUCUUCCAACUUCAAGGUGCCUACUCGCAACUUUCGGAUCGGUCGGCUUAUGAUGUGACCCUUUCCAAUCUUACAGUUGUGCCGGAACCGUACAAUGAUGCGUUCUAUAACCAACGCUGGGUUCAGGAGGAACUGGGAGUCCCCGUCAACUUCACCAUUACCUCCGAUAUGACUCAAGCGCUCUUCAUGACUCAGGUCGGUGACCCAAUGAGGAGGUCAUUGCAUUCUCUCGAGAAAGUUCUUGAAGGCGGUGCCAAUGUCGCACUUGUGUACGGCGAUCGGGACUACCGAUGCAAUUGGUUUGGAGGAGAAAACGUCAGUCUCUCUCUUUCGUUCGAUUCAGCAGACCAGUUCCGGGCAGCUGGCUAUGAGCACAUAAAAACCAACUGUUCGUACCAGGGAGGCUUUGUGCGUGAGCAUGGCAAGCUUUCGUUCUCUCGAAUCUUUCAAGCUGGCCACGGUGUCGGUAACUACCAGCCCGAGACCCUCUCCAAGGUCUUUGACCGCGCCAUGUUCAGGCACGAUGUUGCCACCGGUCGAAUCAACCUCAAGGAAGACGCGGGCUAUUCUUCAAAAGGACCCGGGGAUAUUCGAAAUGUCAAGAAUGAAAUUCCUGCCCCUGUGAAUAACACUUGCUUCCUGUCGCAGACUACAAAUUCUUGUACAAACGAGCAAUUGGAGGCGCUGGCUGAUGGUAGUGCAAUCAUCAGAGACUUUGUAGUGGUUGAACCGAAAGGGGUGUCUCCUGCCCCACUGCCAAUACGGCCUUAG
Molecule: messenger RNA, 1866 nt
Organism: Clonostachys byssicola
Lineage: Eukaryota; Fungi; Ascomycota; Sordariomycetes; Hypocreales; Bionectriaceae
Source: the annotation of a GenBank genome assembly